AUGCAUCAGGAACUUCAUGGCGAUGAUUUUAAUAAUCGAGUGGUGUUUUGCAAUUGGGCACUCACACAAAUACAAAGAGACCCACAAUUCUUUUAUCGAGUAAUGUUCUCCGACGAAUCAACUUUCACGAACCAUGGCAAUGUUAAUCGUCACAACAUGCAUUACUGGAGUGUGGAAAACCCACACUGGUUACGUGAAGUUGAGCAUCAGCGUCCUUGGUCCGUUAACGUUUUGUGCGGAAUCAUAGGUGACAAACUAAUCGGUCCCGUAUUUAUUGAAGGUACAUUGAACGGAGAAAAAUACCGUAACUUAUUGCAAGAGGAACUACCGAUUCUGUUGGAAGAUGUACCUUUCGCAGUGCGACAGAACAUGUGGUUCCAGCAUGAUGGUUGUCCAGCACAUUAUUCAUUAAUAGUACGAGAAGUGUUAAAUCGUAAUUACAAUGAUUGCUGGAUCGGUAGAGGUGGUCCGGUAAAUUGGCCUGCCAGAUCGCCAGACCUGACGUCACCAGAUUUCUUUUUGUGGGGUUACCUUAAAGAAAAAGUGUAUACAGAAGUACCAAAUACUCGAGAAAACAUGAUGGAACGUAUUAGAUAUGCUUGCGCACAAAUAACGCCAGAUACACUUUCUACAUGUGUACAAGCAUUCCAAGGUCGAAUUAAUAAAUGCAUCGAAAUGGAAGGUCAUCAUUUCGAGCAUUUAUUGUAA
Solenopsis invicta (red fire ant) is the source of this 708-nucleotide messenger RNA. RefSeq lists its product as uncharacterized. Gene Ontology annotation, molecular function: nucleic acid binding. The coding region runs from base 1 to 708 and encodes 235 amino acids. The transcript has a single exon. Lineage: Eukaryota; Metazoa; Arthropoda; Insecta; Hymenoptera; Formicidae. The record is from RefSeq and is a predicted model, not a curated record.